Messenger RNA from Diaporthe citri, 1224 nucleotides. RefSeq lists its product as uncharacterized. NCBI's taxonomy places the organism in Eukaryota, Fungi, Ascomycota, Sordariomycetes, Diaporthales, Diaporthaceae. The transcript has 3 exons. The record is from RefSeq and is a predicted model, not a curated record. Bases 1 to 1224 code for a protein of 407 amino acids.
AUGGGUGUCAUCAACAUUAACAACAUAUCUGGCCACGACCAGAAAUUUUACAUCCACGGAUGGGGCCAGAACGACACCACCGUAGGUGCUGGUCAGAUGUUCACCUUCGAUGCGCCUGACGGCACUUCUGGUGCCAUCAUUGCCGUCCAUGAGGGGCGUGAGGGAGAGCAAGUCGAGAUUACCAAGGGCGGAUGGCAAGGUAACGACACCUUCGACACCAGUGUCCUAGCCGGCUCUGGUGGAAACAUCACAGUCCAGCACUGGGGCAACGAUAGCACCCGAAAGGGAGCACCAACCUAUAUGCAAGAUGCCCAGGUCGCCUGGGCCAACGCCAGCCAGGAGACUAGAAAUGCUAUCCAGAGCUUUAUCAUCCUCAACGGCGAGGGCAAGGUUGUCUACAUCGGGCCCACUAAGGAGAACCGAGCCCUGGAGAGCUGGGUUCGCACCUUUGCCAACGGCAAGACCUACAUCGGUAUCGGUGCUUGGGGUGACUUCCCGGGAGAUGAAAACGAUAACAACCUGAGCUCUGCCGCUCCCGGAAGCCACGACAUCAUCAUAACCUACAAUGAUGGCAACGCCAACCCUACCAAGGGGGCCUCAGGUGGGUCCAACGCGCCCGAGGCGGCCGCGGUCUUCGCCUUCACGACGCAGGAGGCCGGCGCGCCGGAGGGACCGGGGAUCGUCCUGACUAACAAGUCCGGGGCGCAGGCUAACUACAACUUCUACAACAACACGGCCAACGGCGACGGGUGGGCGAACCCGGAGUUCAACAUCACGACCGCGAGCGUGACGCUGGGCCCCGGGCAGACGCAGUUCGUGGCCCUCGACAGCUCCUUCAAGGGCCGCGUGCAGCGCGGCACGCAGCAGCCGGCGACGUGGGUCGAGUUCCAGCUCAGGGCCGACGACGGCUGCGCGUGGGGGAAUAUAUCGCUCAUCAUGGGCUGCGACGGGGCGGCGAUGAUCUCGGCGACGGAUGGAAAGGGCGUCAGUGCGGGCUUUACGCAGGACAUUGUCAGCGGCGCGCCCGACGCCGCCAAGGUGACGCGGGGCGACGGGGUCGUCGUUCUUGAUACUACACAGGGUUAUUGGGCCGGUGGGCCGAACAAGGCCGCCAGUGAUUACGAGUUGGCUGUCGUUGGCCAGCAGAACGCCUAUGUGCUUGGUGGCUCGGGGACGACCGUCGUUCGCUCGGAGAACAACCGCCUUGCUGUGGACAUUUAUUGA